AAUUGUCCUGGGAAUGUCCGAGGUAGAGAAAGGGAGCGAGGGAGCAAGCAAGAAGCUGGAGGAUCAGUGCCCCUGGCGGGGAGGGGAUGGGGUGGCGGGAGAACUGCCCCUCCCCCCCAGCCACAAACCCAUCAGCUGAUGUUUGAGCCAGCAUGUCGCGGAGGAAGCAAGCGAAGCCUCAACAUUUCCAAUCCGACCCCGAAGUGGCCUCGCUCCCCCGGCGAGAUGGAGACACAGAAAAGGGUCAACCGAGUCGCCCUACUAAGAGCAAGGAUGCCCACGUCUGUGGCCGGUGCUGUGCCGAGUUCUUUGAAUUAUCAGAUCUUCUGCUCCACAAGAAGAACUGUACUAAAAAUCAAUUAGUUUUAAUCGUAAAUGAAAAUCCAGCCUCCCCACCCGAAACCUUCUCCCCCAGCCCCCCUCCCGAUAAUCCUGAUGAACAAAUGAAUGACACAGUUAACAAAACAGAUCAAGUGGACUGCAGCGACCUUUCAGAACACAACGGACUUGACAGGGAAGAGUCCAUGGAGGUGGAGGCCCCGGUUGCUAACAAAAGCGGCAGCGGCACUUCCAGCGGCAGCCACAGCAGUACCGCCCCAAGCAGCAGCAGCAGCAGCGGCGGCGGCGGCGGCGGCGGCGGCUCCUCCACAGGUACCUCAGCGAUCACAACCUCUCUACCUCAACUCGGGGACCUGACAACACUGGGCAACUUCUCCGUAAUCAACAGCAACGUCAUCAUCGAGAACCUCCAGAGCACCAAGGUGGCGGUGGCCCAGUUCUCCCAGGAAGCGAGGUGCAGCGGGGCCUCUGGGGGCAAGCUGGCCGUCCCAGCCCUCAUGGAACAACUCCUAGCUCUGCAGCAGCAGCAGAUCCACCAGCUGCAAUUGAUCGAACAGAUUCGUCACCAAAUAUUGCUGUUGGCUUCUCAGAAUGCAGACUUGCCAACAUCUUCUAGUCCUUCUCAAGGUACUUUACGAACAUCUGCCAACCCCUUGUCCACGCUAAGUUCCCAUUUAUCUCAGCAGCUGGCAGCAGCAGCUGGAUUGGCACAAAGCCUCGCCAGCCAAUCUGCCAGCAUUAGUGGUGUGAAACAGCUACCCCCAAUCCAGCUACCUCAGAGCAGUUCUGGCAACACCAUCAUUCCAUCCAACAGCGGCUCUUCUCCCAAUAUGAACAUAUUGGCAGCGGCAGUUACCACCCCGUCCUCUGAAAAAGUGGCUUCAAGUGCUGGGGCCUCCCAUGUCAGCAACCCAGCGGUCUCAUCAUCGUCCUCACCAGCUUUUGCAAUAAGCAGUUUAUUAAGUCCUGCGUCUAAUCCACUUCUACCUCAGCAAGCCUCCACUAACUCGGUUUUCCCCAGCCCUUUGCCCAACAUCGGAACAACUGCAGAGGAUUUAAACUCCUUGUCUGCCUUGGCCCAGCAAAGAAAAAGCAAGCCACCAAAUGUCACUGCCUUUGAAGCGAAAAGUACUUCCGAUGAGGCAUUCUUCAAACACAAGUGCAGGUUCUGCGCGAAGGUCUUUGGGAGUGACAGUGCCUUGCAGAUCCACUUGCGUUCCCAUACCGGAGAGAGGCCAUUCAAGUGCAACAUCUGCGGGAACAGGUUCUCCACCAAGGGGAAUCUGAAAGUCCACUUUCAGCGCCACAAAGAGAAAUACCCUCAUAUCCAGAUGAACCCCUAUCCUGUGCCUGAGCAUUUGGACAAUAUCCCCACGAGUACUGGCAUCCCAUAUGGCAUGUCCAUCCCUCCAGAGAAGCCAGUCACCAGCUGGCUAGACACCAAACCAGUCCUACCUACUCUGACCACUUCAGUCGGCCUGCCGUUGCCCCCAACCCUCCCAAGCCUCAUACCCUUCAUCAAGACGGAAGAGCCAGCCCCCAUCCCCAUCAGCCAUUCUGCCACCAGCCCCCCAGGCUCAGUCAAAAGUGACUCCGGGGGCCCUGAGCCAGCCACAAGAAACCUAGGUGGGCUCCCAGAGGAAGCCGAAGGGUCCACUCUGCCACCCUCUGGUGGCAAAAGCGAAGAGAGUGGCAUGGUCACCAACUCAGUCCCGACGGCGAGCAGUAGCGUUCUGAGCUCCCCAGCAGCAGACUGCGGCCCCACGGGCAGUGCCACCACCUUCACCAACCCUUUGUUGCCGCUCAUGUCCGAGCAGUUCAAGGCCAAGUUUCCUUUUGGGGGACUCCUGGACUCAGCUCAGGCAUCAGAGACGUCCAAGCUUCAGCAACUGGUAGAAAACAUUGACAAGAAGGCCACUGACCCCAAUGAGUGCAUCAUCUGCCACCGGGUUCUCAGCUGCCAGAGCGCCUUGAAAAUGCACUACAGGACACACACUGGGGAGAGGCCCUUUAAGUGUAAGAUCUGUGGCCGGGCUUUCACCACGAAAGGGAAUCUUAAAACCCACUACAGUGUCCAUCGUGCUAUGCCCCCGCUCAGAGUCCAGCAUUCCUGCCCCAUCUGCCAGAAGAAGUUCACGAACGCUGUGGUCCUGCAGCAGCACAUCCGAAUGCAUAUGGGAGGCCAGAUCCCCAACACCCCAGUCCCCGACAGCUACUCUGAGUCCAUGGAGUCUGACACAGGUUCCUUUGAUGAGAAAAAUUUUGAUGACCUAGACAACUUCUCCGAUGAAAACAUGGAAGACUGUCCUGAGGGCAGCAUCCCCGAUACACCUAAGUCUGCAGACGCCUCCCAAGACAGCUUAUCCUCUUCGCCUUUGCCCCUCGAGAUGUCGAGCAUCGCUGCUUUGGAAAAUCAGAUGAAGAUGAUCAAUGCUGGCCUGGCAGAGCAGCUACAGGCCAGCCUGAAGUCAGUGGAGAAUGGGUCCGUCGAGGGGGAUGUCCUGACCAAUGAUUCAUCCUCAGUGGGUGGUGACAUGGAAAGCCAAAGUGCUGGCAGCCCAGCCAUCUCAGAGUCUACCUCUUCCAUGCAGGCUCUGUCCCCGUCCAACAGCACGCAGGAGUUCCACAAGUCACCCAGCAUUGAGGAGAAACCACAGAGAGCGGUCCCAAGCGAGUUUGCCAAUGGUUUGUCUCCCACCCCAGUGAAUGGUGGGGCUUUGGAUUUGACAUCUAGUCACACAGAGAAAAUCAUCAAAGAAGAUUCUUUGGGGAUCCUCUUCCCUUUUAGAGACCGGGGUAAAUUUAAAAACACUGCUUGUGACAUUUGUGGCAAAACAUUUGCUUGUCAGAGUGCCUUGGACAUUCACUAUAGAAGUCAUACCAAAGAGAGACCAUUUAUUUGCACAGUUUGCAAUCGUGGCUUUUCCACAAAGGGUAAUUUGAAGCAGCACAUGUUGACACAUCAGAUGCGAGAUCUGCCAUCCCAGCUCUUUGAGCCCAGUUCCAACCUUGGCCCCAAUCAGAACUCAGCGGUGAUUCCCGCCAACUCGUUGUCAUCUCUCAUCAAGACAGAGGUCAACGGCUUCGUGCAUGUUUCUCCUCAGGACAGUAAGGACACCCCCACCAGUCACGUCCCGUCUGGGCCUCUGUCUUCCUCUGCCACAUCCCCAGUUCUGCUCCCUGCUCUGCCCAGGAGAACUCCCAAGCAGCACUACUGCAACACAUGUGGCAAAACCUUCUCCUCAUCGAGUGCCCUGCAGAUUCACGAGAGAACUCACACUGGAGAGAAACCCUUUGCUUGCACUAUUUGUGGAAGAGCUUUCACGACUAAAGGCAAUCUUAAGGUACACAUGGGCACUCACAUGUGGAAUAGCACCCCUGCACGACGGGGUCGGCGGCUCUCUGUGGAUGGCCCCAUGACAUUUCUAGGAGGCAAUCCCGUCAAGUUCCCAGAAAUGUUCCAGAAGGAUUUGGCGGCAAGAUCAGGAAGUGGGGAUCCUUCCAGCUUCUGGAAUCAGUAUGCAGCAGCGCUCUCCAACGGGCUGGCGAUGAAGGCCAACGAGAUCUCCGUCAUUCAGAACGGUGGCAUCCCUCCAAUUCCUGGAAGCCUCGGCAGUGGGAACAGCUCACCUAUUAGUGGGCUGACGGGAAACCUGGAGAGGCUCCAGAACUCAGAGCCCAAUGCUCCCCUGGCCGGCCUGGAGAAAAUGGCAAGCAGUGAGAACGGAACCAACUUCCGCUUCACCCGCUUCGUGGAGGACAGCAAGGAGAUCGUCACGAGUUAAAGCAGCUCGGGCUGGAGACAUAGCAUUCAUUCCUGUUCAGAAUGCGACCUAUGGUGGCCUCCUACUCCUUGCCCCCCACCCCGCCCCGCCCCUUCCUUCUGUUCCCCAGAUCUAUGAACUACAACAUUAUGAAGACAUUCUUUUGUACCUUGUUCAACUUUAGAGUUCUAAGAAAGCUUAUUUAUUAGUGAUAUAACCUUGCUUUGCAAACAGAAUGCAAGCGUUAACUUUGGUCUUCUGUAUUUUGGACUAAAUACUAAUUGACUAGAGUGCUGUAAACUUGCUGUAACAUUUAUGGCAAUUGCAAGUUGCCCUGCUAGGCAGUUGUAAUCUGGCAUUAACUUAUUUUCUAUAUCCAGUUUAAUAUGAAUCUGGUGUUGAUGCAAUGCCUCAGUGAUGCAUUAGAUCUCUAAUAAAGUCUGUAUAUACAUGUA
Molecule: messenger RNA, 4558 nt
Organism: Pan troglodytes (chimpanzee)
Lineage: Eukaryota; Metazoa; Chordata; Mammalia; Primates; Hominidae
Gene: SALL1
Product: spalt like transcription factor 1
Exons: 4
Coding region: 153-4124 (1323 amino acids)
Biological process (GO): regulation of transcription by RNA polymerase II
Cellular component (GO): nucleus
Molecular function (GO): DNA-binding transcription factor activity, RNA polymerase II-specific; RNA polymerase II cis-regulatory region sequence-specific DNA binding
Source: RefSeq, a predicted model, not a curated record